UAUUUAUUAUAUAAUUGAGGAAAAAGAAUACUAAAAAAAAAAAAAAAAGGGCAGUAUUAAAUAUAGAACAGACAGAAGAGGAAGAUCAUAGUAAUGGCCGAUGUAUGAAGAAGUCAAACAAGCAACGACGAACAUAAGCUAUUGCCAUCUCCAACACUACUCACACACACACACACACACAUUAAUUCCUUUCCUGCUCACUCUCCCCUUUCAUGGUUUCUCUCUCUCUUACAUAUUUAUGCUUUUGCCAACCCAUCAUCAUCACCAUCCUCUCUCUCUCUCUCUCUUAAAGCAUUUGAUAAUUUUAACAAACAAUGCUUUUCCUUUCACAAAAGACGCAUAGCUAGCAGCCACCAGCAAAACCUCUAAAUACCACCAUCACCACCACCACCACCACCACAGCAGCAGCCCUCUCUUCUCUCUUCCUUUUUAUUGUUUUAUUUUUUUGCUUUCUUGGGUUCCUUCUCGGUUUAUGAAGAAAGAUUCAGAUACAUCCAAAAGCCCAUGGCUAUACGCUAUGUUUUACUAGUUUUCUUGUGUUAAAAUAUAAGUGCCGAAAAACAAAAAAGAAAAGAAAAAGAUUCAUAGGGUUGUGUUGGGAACUGGGAGAAAGAAAGAAAUCAAGAAAAGAAUCCCGAAGCCGCUCACUUUCUUUAUACCUGUUUCCCUGUCUUAAUCCUUACACCGUUAUCUGCUUUGGAUAUGCUCUCUUCUUCAUCUUCUUCUUCGUCUCCCUUUUCCAUAUAUCAUUGGCAGGCAACUCCUCUUCUUUUUUUAUAUUACUAUGAAUAUCAGGUGUCACACCUCCCCUUCACUUUCUGCAUAUCUUCUUGCUUUUGCUUAUACUCUUGGUCAUGGCUGCUGCUCCUGGGUCGUUGUUUCUUGAAAAUGGCAGCGAUACUCAUGAUUUGAAUGUAAGCUCCACCACUACCAACAGCAGCAGCAGCCCAUUAACAAGUGGCUCCAGCAAUACUACUAUUAGCAGCAGCAAAGAAUCAAAGAUGGUGAGGAAGAGAAUGGCGUGUGAGAUGAUGGAACUGCAAGCAACAACCUCAAACCAAAACCAGAGGUGUUAUCGUAGGAUGAUGAGUAAUAGCAGCAAUAACAAUACUGUUCAAGGUGUUGCAGCAGAUGAUAAUAUUAAUGGAGCAUGUUCUUCUUUGUUGACAAAUAUAAUUAACCCUAACGUUCAAAACCCAAACCCAAACCCAAACCCGAACCCAUAUCCAUUACUCAACUACUCCACUAUGAGCAUGACUACUACAAUGCUACCUUCUUCCACAAACAUGACAUCUAUGACGUCAGGCGGUUCUAUGUCUGCAUCUUUAUGUGGGUUUUUAUCUUCUACAGCGACAAACAACUUUUCUUCUUGCAACGACACCCUUUCAUCUCUUCAUACCCCAGCUCCAGCUCCAACUCCAACACCAACACCAACACCAACACCCGCACCAGCGCCAGCACCAGCACCAGCCGUUUGUGGCUUCUCUGGUCUACCUUUAUUCCCUUCUGAGGGAGAAAGAACCAGAAACGCUGCCGUUCCCGUGGUCAUUAGUAGCCCUUCUCCCCCUUCAAUGGAAGAUGCCUCUGCUACUGCUUGGAUAGAUGGUAUUAUUAAAGACCUUAUCCAUAGCUCUACUAAUGUUUCUAUUCCUCAACUUAUUCAGAAUGUUAGAGAGAUUAUCUUCCCUUGUAAUCCAAGUCUUGCUUCUCUUUUAGAGUACAGACUCCGUUCUUUAGCUGAGGCUAUACCCAAUUAUCCGGUCGAUAGGAGAAGGAAAGAAGCCUAUAGUAAUAUUCAAGGGCAGGGUUCAUCUGGGUUGUCUCUCAACGUUACUAGCUUUCCAUCAUUGCCAGAUUCUACUGCAGCCGUGGCCGUGGUUGCUGCAGCUCCGCCUGUUGUCAAUCAAUACCCAAGUUGGGGAUCCACACCCCCCUUGAUAAACCAACAUAUACAUCAUCACCAAAUUCAUAUUCAUGACCAACAACAGCAGCAACAAGGCAGCCCCUCUUCAACUUCGGUUACACCACCGGUUUUAGGAUUAAAUCAAGGGCAUCCACAUCCCCAGCCGCAACAAGAGCAAGAAAAAUCCUCAUCAGCAGAAACAGAACAUGUAGCAGCCUCUACACCAGCUUCAGUACCUACUCCUCCCACUAGCGCAAGAGAGAAAAAAGAAGAGCAACGGCAACAAAAGAGGGAUGAAGAAGGUCUGCACCUUCUAACGUUACUUCUCCAAUGUGCAGAGGCCGUUUCAGCAGAUAAUUUUGAAGAAGCGAACAAAAUGCUACUGGAGAUAUCACAACUCUCGACACCAUAUGGUACAUCAGCGCAGCGUGUUGCUGCUUACUUCUCCGAAGCAAUGUCAGCAAGGCUUAUCAAUUCUUGCUUAGGAAUAUAUGCAACACUUCCAUCAAUGCCCUUAACUCACACUCAAAAAAUGGCGUCAGCGUUUCAAGUAUUCAAUGGAAUUAGUCCUUUUGUGAAGUUCUCACAUUUCACUGCUAAUCAAGCAAUACAAGAAGCUUUUGAAAGAGAAGAUAGAGUGCAUAUAAUAGAUCUAGACAUCAUGCAAGGAUUGCAGUGGCCUGGUCUGUUUCAUAUCUUGGCAUCCAGGCCAGGUGGGCCUCCUUAUGUGAGGUUAACAGGACUGGGUACCUCCAUCGAAGCACUUGAAGCUACUGGAAAACGGUUGUCAGAUUUUGCUCAAAAACUGGGCCUCCCUUUUGAGUUCUUUCCGGUGGCUGAUAAAGUUGGAAACUUGGACCCAGAUAGGUUAAACGUUAGCAAGAGGGAAGCUGUUGCUGUUCACUGGUUGCAACACUCUCUCUAUGAUGUUACUGGUUCCGACUCCAAUACUCUCUGGCUAUUGCAGAGGUUGGCACCAAAAGUCGUGACAGUAGUAGAACAAGACCUUAGCCAUGCGGGUUCAUUUUUAGGCAGGUUUGUGGAGGCAAUACACUACUACUCGGCGCUGUUCGACUCGCUAGGAGCUAGCUACGGCGAGGAGAGUGAAGAGAGACAUGUGGUAGAGCAGCAAUUGCUAUCAAGAGAAAUACGAAAUGUGUUAGCAGUAGGAGGUCCUUCAAGAAGUGGAGAAGUGAAGUUUCAUAAUUGGCGAGAGAAGUUAAGGCAGUCUGGUUUCAAGGGCAUUUCUCUUGCGGGAAAUGCUGCUACUCAAGCUACUUUGCUUCUUGGGAUGUUUCCUUCUGAUGGGUAUACUUUAGUGGAGGAUAACGGAACUUUAAAACUUGGCUGGAAAGAUCUUUGCUUGCUUACUGCUUCAGCUUGGCGGCCUUUUCAUGCCACCGCUACUGCAGCCGCCGCCACUGCUACUGCUACUGCCGCUGCUAUUCAUCGAUACCAUCACCAUCAAUUUGCUACUGCCUAGUACGAGUAAAGAUUUUUCUUGCCAAUACCAUUUUGUUGAUUAAAUACAUGGUCUCUUUUCCUUUUUUUUUUUUUUUUUUUUUAUUCCUUAAAGUUUGGUUUUAACUUUCUAAUCAUAUGUAUUACCUUCAUUGCUUUAAAUCUUGAAUGUUAAAUUUAUUAGCCA
Messenger RNA from Ricinus communis (castor bean), 3551 nucleotides. RefSeq names its product protein SCARECROW. The transcript has 2 exons. The record is from RefSeq and is a predicted model, not a curated record. Gene Ontology annotation, molecular function: sequence-specific DNA binding; DNA-binding transcription factor activity. Gene Ontology annotation, biological process: gravitropism; regulation of DNA-templated transcription; maintenance of protein location in nucleus. Lineage: Eukaryota; Viridiplantae; Streptophyta; Magnoliopsida; Malpighiales; Euphorbiaceae. The coding region runs from base 855 to 3386 and encodes 843 amino acids. Gene Ontology annotation, cellular component: nucleus.